CGUCCCAGAUGAUCCCUCCCCGAGGCGGCCUCCGCCUCCUCCAUCUCCCGGAGCUGAGCCACCUCCCCGGUCAGUGGCGCAGCCCAGGAGUCGGUGUCGCGGCUAGUUGGAUCGUGGCGGGGGCCGAGCGGGGGGCCAUGGAGAAAGCGGCCCGAGGCGCUCUCCACACCGACUAGAGCAGGCCGCGGCGGCUGCCCUGCCGACGCCAUGGACCGAGCCCCAGCAGACCAGAAUGUCAAGCUUUCAGCAGAAGUAGAACCAUUUAUUCCCCAGAAGAAGAAUCCUGAUGCCUUUAUGAUCCCUAUGGCUCUCCCAAAUGAUAACGGAAGUGUUUCUGGUGUCGAACCAACUCCAAUUCCCAGUUACUUGAUUACUUGUUAUCCAUUUGUUCAAGAAAGCCAGUCUAAUAGACAAUUUCCUUUAUAUAAUAGUGAUAUACGAUGGCAACAGCCCAAUCCAAACCCUACUGGACCAUACCUUGCGUACCCCAUUAUAUCUGCUCAGCCACCUGUUUCUACAGAGUACACGUAUUAUCAGCUGAUGCCAGCACCCUGUGCCCAAGUCAUGGGUUUUUACCAUCCUUUCCCGACACCAUACUCCAGCACCUUUCAGGCUACAAGUACUGUACAUACCACAGCCACAGAGUGCACUGAGCGUCCAAGUCAGCUUGGACAGGUCUUCCCAUUGUCCAGUCAGCGAAGUAGAAACAGUAACAGAGGGCCAGUGGUGCCAAAACCACAGCUUUUACAACAGCACAUAAAAAACAAACGGCCACAGGUGAAAAAUGUAGCUACUCAGAAAGAAACAAAUGCAGCAGGUCCUGAUAAUCGAUCAAAAAUUGUGCUUCUGGUAGAUGCUUCACAGCAAACCGAUUUUCCAUCAGAUAUUGCUAACAAGUCUCUCUCAGAGAGCACUGCUACACUGCUUUGGAAGUCCAAGGGCAGGAGGAGAAGAGCAUCCCACCCUACUGCAGAGUCCUCUAGUGAGCAGGGGGCUAGUGAAGCCGACAUUGACAGUGAUAGUGGUUAUUGCAGCCCCAAACACAACAACCAGCCUGCAGCAGGGGCUCUGCGGAAUCCUGAAUCAGGGACCAUGAAUCAUGUGGAAUCAUCUGCCUGCUCAGGUGGUGUAAAUUGGCCCAAUGUGACUUGCCAGGCAACUCAGAAAAAACCUUGGAUGGAAAAAACCCAAACAUUUGUUAGAGGUGGAAGGCAAAUUGAACAAAAAAAUAAUUCACAGGUUGGGUUCAGAUGCCGAGGACAUAGUACUUCUUCAGAAAGAAGACAGAAUUUGCAAAAGAGACAAGAUAAUAAACAUUUAAACCCUACUCAAUCCCAUAGAAGUGACCCAAAUUCUGAGUCUUUAUAUUUUGAGGAUGAAGAUGGGUUUCAAGACAUAAAUGAGAAUGGAAAUGCUAAGGAUGAAAAUACUCAACAGAAACUUUCUUCAAAAGUAUUGGAUGAUUUACCUGAAAACUCACCCAUCAAUAUAGUUCAGACUCCAAUUCCCAUUACCACCUCAGUUCCUAAACGUGCAAAGAGUCAGAAGAAGAAAGCAUUAGCCGCAGCCCUUGCCACAGCUCAAGAAUACUCAGAAAUAAGUAUGGAGCAAAAAAAAUUACAGGAAGCUUUAUCCAAAGCAGCUGGAAAAAAGAACAAAACACCUGUGCAGCUAGAUUUAGGAGACAUGUUAGCUGCUCUGGAAAAACAACAACAAGCAAUGAAAGCACGGCAGAUCACUAAUACCAGACCUUUAUCAUAUACAGUAGUUACUGCAGCUUCUUUUCACACUAAAGACUCUACUAACAGAAAACCUUUAACCAAAUGUCAACCCUGUUUGACGUCCUUUAAUUCUUUGGAUGUUACUUCCUCUAAAGCAAAAAAAGGAAAAGAAAAGGAAAUUGCAAAACUGAAACGACCCACAGCACUUAAAAAGGUUAUUUUGAAAGAAAGAGAGGAAAAGAAGGGACGUCUAACUGUGGACCACGGUGUUUUGGGAUCUGAGGAACCAACGGAAGUACAUUUAGAUUUUAUUGAUGAUUUGCCACAAGAGGUUGUUUCCCAGGAAGAUGCAGGACUGAGCAUGCCCAGUGAUACUUCACUUUCUCCAGCAAGUCAGAACUCUCCAUACUGUAUGACACCUGUGUCGCAAGGCUCUCCUGCUAGUUCUGGCAUUGGCAGUCCAAUGGCAUCAUCAACAAUAACUAAAAUCCACAGCAAAAGAUUUCGAGAAUAUUGUAAUCAGGUUCUCUCUAAGGAAAUUGAUGAAUGUGUGACCCUUCUUCUCCAAGAGCUUGUAAGUUUUCAGGAACGCAUCUACCAAAAGGAUCCUGUAAGAGCCAAAGCAAGACGACGACUAGUUAUGGGCCUACGGGAGGUUACCAAGCAUAUGAAGUUAAAUAAGAUCAAAUGUGUUAUAAUUUCCCCAAACUGUGAGAAAAUCCAGUCAAAAGGCGGCCUGGAUGAGGCACUCUAUAAUGUUAUAGCUAUGGCACGGGAACAAGAAAUUCCUUUUGUGUUUGCCCUUGGAAGAAAAGCUCUAGGACGCUGUGUGAACAAGCUGGUUCCUGUGAGUGUAGUGGGAAUCUUCAACUAUUCUGGCGCUGAGAGCCUGUUUAAUAAGUUAGUAGAACUCACUGAGGAAGCCAGGAAAGCAUAUAAGGAUAUGGUUGCCACAAUGGAACAAGAACAGGCUGAGGAGGCCUUAAAGAAUGUAAAAAAGGUACCACACCACAUGGGGCAUUCGCGGAAUCCCUCUGCAGCAAGUGCCAUUUCUUUCUGCAGUGUUAUUUCUGAGCCCAUCUCUGAAGUCAAUGAAAAGGAAUAUGAAACAAAUUGGAGAAAUAUGGUGGAAACUUCAGAUGGCUUGGAAACAUCAGAAAAUGAGAGAGAAGUUUCCAGUAAGCACAGUACUUCUGAAAAACCCAGUCAACUUGGACUUGACCCAGCCCCUGUUGGUAAGCAGCCAUCACUAGUGGCUGCAGGCAGCACUACCUCAGCUGUGCACCCAGGGAAAUGCACAGCAGCUGAGAAGGAGGAAGUGAAGCCAGAUGACCUGGAGUGGGCCUCGCAGCAGAGUACAGAAACUGGCUCUUUGGAUGGCAGUUGUCGAGAUCUUUUGAAUUCCUCCAUCACCAGUACCACCAGCACCCUUGUACCUGGCAUGCUUGAAGAAGAAGAUGAUGAAGAUGAGGAAGAAGAGGAAGAUUACACUCAUGAACCCAUAUCAGUAGAAGUACAGCUCAAUAGUAGAAUUGAGUCAUGGGUCUCAGAGACCCAGAGGACGAUGGAAACCCUUCAGCUUGGAAAGACCCUUAACGAGGAAGACAAUGUAGAGCAGAGUGGAGAAGAGGAAGCAGAAGUGCCUGAAGGGCUGGAAUCAGGGACGGACAGUGAGACCUGGACUGCUGAGCAGCAAGCCUGUCCUGAGCAACCUAAGCUCAGCAGCUGUGGCUCUGGGAAUCAGGAGCACUCUGAUCCCAGUUCUACUUCCCAGAACAUGUAACUUGGGAAGUGCCAGCUUGUCUCCCACUGUGUGAGGGUGCAGCCAUGUGCUUGAUGCUUCAUCUCAGCGUUUUGUACUGUCCAGUACUUACUAUAUGUUUUUAAUUUCUACCAAAUAUUUUUGUAGCUUUUACCUGUUUUGUUAUCUGUAGUUUUGCUUUUAACUAACAUCUUAGUAUCUUUUUAAGAAUUCUGUGGACAAUUCAAAUGUUUCAAUUUAUUUUGUAACAAAACAUAAUGAUUAAAAAAAGACCAAUUUCUAAAGAAAAUAAAUUGAAAAUGCCUGUUUAAGGUCAUUUUGAAAGCUAAAGCUCAAGGUCCUUAGGGUAAAAGCAGUUUCCAGUUGUUGGACCAAGAAGUUAGGCUUCUUUUAAAGAGAGCUGGGAUGGGGUUGGGGAUGUGACCAGUUGGAAGUGUUUUGCCUAGCAUACACAGAGCCUUGGGUUCAAUCCCAGCACCAUGUAAACUAGGUGUAGUGGUACAUGCCUGAAAUUCCAGAGUACUCAGGAGGGUAGGCAAGAAGAUUAUAAGUUUAAAGCCAGCCUCAGCUACCUAGUGAGUUCAAGGUCAGCCUGGCCUACUUGAGACCCUGUCUCAAAAAAAAAAGAGGAGGUAGGGUCAGAAACUAAAAGGCCAAGGGUAAGUCUGUAAAGUGUUGUAUGUUAGAAAAGUCAUGCACCUUUUAUUUGAUCCAUAAAGGUAUAAAUCUGAUCAUUGUAACCAGUGAAAAUUAGAGCAGGCUAAAAUAGCCUGUAAAACUUAGGUAGAAAUGGAGGGAACAGCACAUACUGGAUUGGAGCUGGCUGCCAUCAUCUGUGGAAAGUGAUAGAUGUCUAUAAGAAUAAGUCACCCACUAUAGGACCUAGCAGGUCCCAUACUUGCUUUUACCUCAGGAAUGCUCUUGUACACAGUCUUACUGGUGUAAAGUAGGGCACAUUUUGACGAGAGAAUAACUGAAGGGUUGUAUGUUUGUAGCACUUAGCUGUAAACCCUCAGAAACUUAGUUACUAUGGUGUGCUCUUUUGCUUGCUUCUGGUUCAGGACCAUCUUGACUUGAAUUGUGAAUUUAUGUAGGUGUUCAAACAAAUCCUAAAUGCAAGUCAUGUCAUCUUUUUAAGUGUGCAUUUUCACAUCCUCAUCAUAGCAACAAUCACAGUUAUUCACAGGAAGUCAAGGAAAAAAAACAUUUGCACAACUUAUAACGUGCCCACAUAAGGCUUGAGAUUUUAAAAGAAAAAAGUUUUUCUAAUUGUGCUGAGCCUAUAAGAUGAUUUAGAGUAUACAGAUAUAUGAAGGAAAUAAUUUUUUUACUCACUAUUAUUUAUCUGCCUUUUGCUAAGAAUGUAUGAAUUUGCUUGGGAGAAAUUAAUGAGCUCUGUGUUUUUUAUUUGCCAGUCAGGCACCACCUUCGUACUUUAGUGAUCUCUAUGAGCUUAUGUAAUGGUGGGAGAAUUACACAUCACCCAUUUUUCUGCUUUCUGUCUACUUCCUCAUCCAUCACCACCUGGCCAAUAAACACACGGACACGUCAGCUUUCCACUUACAAGUUCUCAUAAGUAAACAUGGAAGUGAGGAGAGGGGUGUUUUCCUUUCCCUGAAGAGAAUCAUUAUGAAAAUAGAACUCAUGGGACUACUGUGUUAGUUGUGAUGUUUUAUAAUGCUGACAUUUAAUUUCUGGAGAGAUUAGAUUCUUGGUUGAUAUAUAGUAUAAAGUGUGGGAACAUUGCUCUAUUUAAAAAGUCAGUCUGUCAACUUUACUAGUGUGCCAAAUGGGGACAUUAGCAUACUGUCUGGUCUAAACUGUUCUCCAGUAUAGACUUCUAAACAAUUAUAUGUGCUUAAAUCAGCAUGUAAGGAAUGAAGCCUCUGAGAUAGUAAUCAUAGAUUUAUAUGUGGCAGAUCUUACUGUCUCUAUAUAUUUGGAAAUGUUAAUUUAUUUAAAGAAAUGAUAGAAGUUUUGAACUACUGACAGUUUUUGAAAGUAAUAAACUUUUCAUACUUUUUAUGGUGUUUCCUUCAUGUGAUGUCAGUGAUUCAGAUAACUCUUGAUCUUGAGGUAAUGGUUUUUAAAAGGCUUCUUGUAUUUUAUAUCUCUUCUGGACAUGAAUCAUUAUUUUAGAUUUUGACAUUUGUACCAAAAGAGUUGAAGAAAUCUUCAGAAUACAGAUAGUUUUAAUUUGCUGUAGAUAUCAGCAGUGUGCAGUUUCAUGCUGGAUGAAUGCACUCUCACAUUCAGUACCUUGGCUGCCAGCAAAUCCAAGGGACCAUAGCCUUUUCUAAGUGAAACAAGUCACUUCUACAGAUAACCCAUGAUUUAUCCAAGGAAGUGCUACUGUGCUGAGAGUGUGAAAGAUGUAGCAAUGAUGCUUCAUAAUUUGUUUCAUUUGGGUAAAUUUGGGGAUUUAUGUAUGAAUUACAGGUUUCCAUGAAGGUAUUAGAAUGAAGAAAGUUUUAUUUUUUGGGAAGAAAUAGAUAGGUAUGGUUCACUUUUUGAAGACUUAGAAAGAAAUCUAAUGGCUAGAGUAAGGGUCAUUAGCACAAGAAAAUAAAACACUGAUUUAUUUCUUAGUGUGUAGAAGUAAUUUUACUGGCAAUAAUUAAUGUUAGAUUUCUAUUUCAGCAUAUACAUGUAUAAAUUACAGUAUAAAUUGCACUCCCCAAGUUAGAUUCCUGCUUCAGGAGCUUGUUUGCUGUGAAGAUUACUCCUCAGAGACAGAUGCUCAUAGUAGCAUAAUUUUUGAUUUAAAUGUUUGUAAAUGAUGUAAUAUAAUUUCUUUUGACUAAAAAUAGAAAAAUAAUAUGUGAUAUACCUUGAAAAGUUUUUACAGGCUUUGACUGGAGGUCCUUUUUGAAGAGAUGGUAUUUUAUAUGUUUCCAGUAUUUGGAAAAGAAUUAGUCAAAAGGAAUUCACAUAAUUUAAAUAUUGAUAAAUUAAUAUUCCAAAUAAUGUACUUGUAUGACUUCUUAAUAAGCUGGGGAGGUGGGUGGGAUGGGAAAUGUAAUGUGCAAAUGAAUAAUGAUCUCUACAUUCAUUUUUAACUGACAAAACUGCUAAAUCAGAAAACAUUGUUACUUUAAUAUAUGUAUAAAGUAUUACUGUUCAUGAAGCUGCUUGCUUUUAAAAAAUUGUCAUGUAAGUAUUGUCUGUAUGUUGUGUCAACAAAUUAGAACAUUAUUAAUUUGUUAAUGACCUGAUAUUCUUGAUUUAAAAUCUCGUCUGUGGAAUUUUUUUUUAUAGACAUCUUCCUUCUCCCUUGUCAUUUCAAUAGAAUCAACCAAACUACCUAAUCUGAAAUCUCAAUCCUAAUUAAUGAUAAAAAUUUAAUCUUUGUUGGUGCAUCACAACCUGAAAGUAUUGUACUAUUUUGUAAUUUAAUUUCUAAGCAUACCACUUCAAUUUAUAAUUUAAUGUCUUAAUUGUAAUGCUCUAAUAAAAACUAGCAAAAUUAAUACGGAUUAUAACUUGAAGGGAUUUUCACCUUGUUUUGUUUCUGAAUGAAGAAUGAUUAUUAUAUUUGGGGAUUACCAGCUUUUUUGCACUAUGUAAAUACUAGUGGGGACUCUUCUGUACUAAUAAAAUUAUUAUAAAAAUA
This is a messenger RNA of Jaculus jaculus (lesser Egyptian jerboa), 7096 nucleotides long. RefSeq names its product SECIS binding protein 2 like (gene Secisbp2l). The record is from RefSeq and is a predicted model, not a curated record. The coding region runs from base 208 to 3504 and encodes 1098 amino acids. Gene Ontology annotation, cellular component: ribonucleoprotein complex. Gene Ontology annotation, molecular function: ribonucleoprotein complex binding; selenocysteine insertion sequence binding; mRNA 3'-UTR binding. Gene Ontology annotation, biological process: selenocysteine incorporation. The transcript is spliced from 18 exons. Lineage: Eukaryota; Metazoa; Chordata; Mammalia; Rodentia; Dipodidae.